AUGGCCAGCAGCCCUUUGCCAGGCGCCACCGACCUCCUCCUGUCCGCCUCGUCCAACACCUUCCCGUCGGACUCGCUGAGCCAGGGGCCGCCCCCUCCGCCUCCACGCGGCGGCCCUCCUCACCCGGGCGCCAUGAAGCCCAACCAGGUGGGCCAGGUGAUCCUCUACGGCAUCCCCAUCGUGUCUCUGGUGAUCGACGGGCAGGAGCGGCUGUGCCUGGCGCAGAUCUCCAACACGCUGCUGAAGAACUUCAGCUACAACGAGAUCCACAACCGCCGCGUGGCGUUGGGCAUCACGUGCGUGCAGUGCACCCCGGUGCAGCUGGAGAUCCUGCGCAGGGCGGGCGCCAUGCCCAUCUCGUCGAGGCGCUGCGGCAUGAUCACCAAGAGGGAAGCCGAGCGGCUCUGCAAGUCCUUCCUGGGGGAGAACCGGCCGCCCAAGCUGCCCGACAACUUCGCCUUCGACGUGUCGCACGAGUGCGCCUGGGGCUGCCGGGGCAGCUUCAUCCCCGCGCGCUACAACAGCUCCCGGGCCAAGUGCAUCAAAUGCAGCUACUGCAGCAUGUACUUCUCGCCCAACAAGUUCAUCUUCCACUCGCACCGCACCCCCGACGCCAAGUACACGCAGCCCGACGCCGCCAACUUCAACUCCUGGCGGCGCCACCUCAAGCUGACCGACAAGACCCCGCAGGACGAGCUGGUCUUCGCCUGGGAGGACGUCAAGGCCAUGUUCAACGGCGGCAGCCGAAAGAGGGCCCUCCCGCAGGCCUCGCACGCCCACCAUCCUGGAGGGGGCGGCGGCGGAGGAGGCUCCGGCCCUCACUGUCACCCUUUGGGCGCCGUCAAGGCGGCGGUGGUGGGCGUCGGAGGAGGCCUGCUCAGCCCGCACCUGCUGGGCGCGCCGCCGCCGCCGCCCCCUGACCUGCACCAGAAGCGCGGCCGCUUCGACGACGAGGAGGAGCUGCAGGAAGCGGUGGCGGCGGCCGCGGCGGCUGCAGCGGCCGUUGCGCACGGCGGCGCCGGCAAAGCGCAAAGGAACUACCCGGUCAUCCCGGUGCCCAGCAAGGGCUCCUCCUUCGGGGGCGUCCUGCAGAAGUUCCCCGGCUGCGGGGGCCUCUUCCCGCACCCGUACGGCUUCCCCGCCGCCGCCUUCAGCCUCUGCCACAAGAAAGAGGACUCGGAGGGGCUGGGCGUCGGGGCGCAAGGCGGACCCGCGGGACACAAAGCGGCAGGGGCCGCCCCGACGGCAGGAGCGGGCCUGUCGGGGCUCUUCUGGCCCGGGACUAGGAAGGACGCGGCGGCGGCGGCCGCAGCCUUCUACCCGCCUUUCUGCAUGUUUUGGCCGCCGCGCACCCCGGGGGCGCUCCCGGGGCUGCCCACGUACUUGCAGCCCGCGCCGCAGCCGCCCACUUGCACCGCCCUGGGCGGGGAGAGCCCCAGCUUGCUGCGCCAAGCCUUCCUGGACCUCGCGGACCCCGGCAGCGAAGGGGGAGCCGCCGGGCUGGGCACGCCGCCCGCCGCUGCCGCCCCACAAGCGAGCGGAGGAGGCGGCAGCGGCAGCAGCAGGGACCCACGGGCUUUCGACGGCAGCGAGGCGGCAUGUUCUCCCGCGGCUGAAGGAGGCGGCGGCGGAGGGUCGCGGGGCUCGGCGCCUCACCAGCCCCACCUGCUGGACGGGCAGCCGCGGGGCAAAUCCGGCGCGUCGUACCACCACUCCAGCGCCUUCCGUCCAGUGGGGGGCAAAGAGGACUCGGAAAGCCUAGCCAAGCUGCACCACCACCACCCGGCGCCGCGCUCCUCGUCCUCGCCGCCGCCCCUCUUGCUGCUGCCGCCCCCCGAGCGGGAGGCAGGGGGCUGCGAACGCCCCCUCCAGGCCCCCGGCCACCGCCUGCUCUCCCCGGGGGGCACCAGCUGCAGCUACCCCAGCGAGGAGAGCAGCGAGGAGGAAGAGGAGGAGGAGGAAGAGGACGAAGAAGAAGAGCCGGAGGUGGACGUGGAGAGCCACAAACUGCCGGAGGAGGAGGAAGUGGAGGAAGAAGCGGAGGAGGAAGAGGAAGACGAGCAGGAUGUGGUGGACCCCGUCGGGGGAGCCGGCCGCUACCUGCAGAGCCGCGGGCUGACGGACAAGGGCUCCUCCCGGGACAGGCCGAGCGGGGCAGCCUCUGCAGUGGCCGCCGCCCCGACGGGGCCUUACCCCGCGGCCUCCUGCCGGCCGGCUCCAGAGGAGGAGAAGUCGGGGGCGCCCCACGCCGAGCAGCUGCUGCUGCCGCCUCCCCCUCCCCCUCCUCCGGCUCUUCCUCUGCCCACCUGCCCCCCGAAAGGAGGAGGAAGCAGCGGCGGGAGCAGCCCAGCGCCCCAUCCAUCAGCCGAGGAGCAGGCGCCGCAGCCCCCUUACAAAGAUAUCCAGAAAGGCAAGGAAGGGAACCAGGUUGCCGCGUCGGCGAAGGAAGACAACAGCUUCUCAGAGAAGAGCAAGGAACACAAUUUUUUCAUCACAGACGCCGAACAUCCAGGAGGGGAUUUCUGGAGAAAUAUUGCAGGCGAACCCAUACAGGAAACCAAUUCACCUCAUUCUCUGAAAAAGGAUGUCGAAAACAUGGGAAAAGAAGAACUUCAGAAGGUCUUGUUUGAGCAGAUAGACUUGCGGCGGAGGCUAGAACAGGAAUUCCAGGUCCUGAAAGGAACCGCCUCUUUCCCUGUAUUCAAUAAUUUUCAAGACCAGAUGAAGCGGGAGUUGGCCUACAGAGAAGAAAUGGUUCAACAGUUACAAAUUAUUCCCUAUGCAGCAAGCUUGAUCAGGAAAGAAAAACUCGGCACGCAUCUCAGCAAAAGCUAA
Molecule: messenger RNA, 2835 nt
Organism: Podarcis muralis (Common wall lizard)
Lineage: Eukaryota; Metazoa; Chordata; Lepidosauria; Squamata; Lacertidae
Source: RefSeq, a predicted model, not a curated record